This is a messenger RNA of Ceraceosorus guamensis, 1727 nucleotides long. RefSeq lists its product as hypothetical. Lineage: Eukaryota; Fungi; Basidiomycota; Exobasidiomycetes; Ceraceosorales; Ceraceosoraceae. The record is from RefSeq and is a predicted model, not a curated record. Gene Ontology annotation, biological process: fungal-type cell wall organization. Bases 389 to 1252 code for a protein of 287 amino acids. The transcript is spliced from 3 exons. Gene Ontology annotation, cellular component: plasma membrane; cell cortex of cell tip.
GCCGCACUCCCGCCUCCACGCGAAUACUACAACUCUUCUCCGUUCCUCUCUCUACUGGGAGCAACCUCUGCCCAACCUUUUGCUUUCUACGUUUGAGCUCGCGCCAAAAUGGCUGGUCGUGGUUUCUGCGUCGGUAUCGGUGAGUACUCGCGCCGUGUAAGCCAAGUGCCUCGGUACAUUCAUGUCGCAGGGGAGCAGGAGCGGGGCGCUGUCGCACCCACACGCUUGGUCUGCGCAUGUCGCGUGCGCAGCUCGCAUCAGCAUCACGACAGGACAAAAAGCGGGGCGUUGCCAUGUUUGGCCAGCAUCCACCACUUUGCGCAUGCUAGAUGGAUUCUUUUCAGCCAUGCGCAGUACUGUGUCCAGCAUACUCUACUGAAAGGUAGCCAUGGCAUCCCCUGUCUCGCUCGUGCAUUCCCUCUCUCCGCCUGCUAGGCACGCGCAUCAUACUUCGCUCGUGGCCGAUGUGUGCUCAAUCAUGCUCUCUGACGCUUUGAUAAUCACUUCAUGGGGUGCAGGCGAAAUCUUGGCAUUUGCUGCUCUGGUGUUGACCAUCCUUGUCAACAUUGGACAAAUCUCUCAGAACAUUGUAUCUCGCAACAUCUACUACGCCGAGCUUGACCUGACAAACUUCGAAGCUACUCUCCGAGCCCAGGCGGGAUCCGCUGGAGGCGUCUCUGGCGUGUACGCGAGCGACCAGUCGUCUCCUCUUGGCCAGAGCCAGGGUCUGCGCAACACCUACCAGUGGGGUCUUUACAACUACUGCGGAGGCCAGAACGAGGACCAGAACCGAGCCUGUGUGGACAGCCGUUUCGGAGCGGGCCGCUUCCAGCCAGCAGAGACUAUUUACGCCGACUUGCCCACCGAGUACCAAACCCUUUUCAACCAGACCGUCAGCCAAGGCACAUUUGCGGACAGCAGCUACCUUGGUCGUUUCUCCCAUGCGGCCUUCUACCUCGUUUUUGUCGGCACCGUGCUAGCAGGUGUGACCUUCUUGGUCGUCUUCCUGGCGCACCGCUUCGCGUUCCUUUGCGCGGCGCUCACAGCUCUGGCUGGAGCGGCGUGCAUCGGUGCAGGUGCUGCCAUCUACACCGCCAUCCUUGUCAAGACGCGCGACUCGAUCGAGAGCCUUGGCGGAGCAGAGCUCACCCUCAACAACGCUCUUUGGAUGCUGUGGGCAGCGUUUGGCUCUCUUGCACUUGCCAUCGUGCCCUUGAUCCUCUCUUGCUGCUUCGGACGCAACAAGUACUAGACUGCUAAGUUUCAUAGCGACGAUCAGCAAGUUGCCGACCAGAGCUUGCUCGAACACCGAUCGCAGAGCCUCAGCCACGUCCCGAUACCCCUGCAGGUGGUGACACAGAGAGUACUCUGGUCGCUCCUGCACAGCCCAGCACUCGCAUUGCAGAGCUUGGUUCCCUUCCGACGCCCACUUCGCACAGACAUCACAUCGACACGAACCGAAAAAUCACCACCACACUUCUGCACGUUGAGCUGUUCACUUUAUGAUGAGGACUUGCUGAGAAUGUCAGAAACACGUACCGCAUUCCGCGCAAGUAUCUGCGAUCUGAAGAAGAUUGCCCCUUCGAGAACGCUUGAUCUACGAACUACUUGACCCCCUUUAUUUUUCGCCUUGUGUGCAUACAUUUCGAUUUCCCGUCUCACUCCGCUGGCCUUCGCGGGCAUGUACCCAUACGAAUUAAUUGCAAUACCGAUCAAAUCAGCUCUUG